This is a messenger RNA of Glycine soja, 2340 nucleotides long. Its product is annotated as origin of replication complex subunit 6-like. NCBI's taxonomy places the organism in Eukaryota, Viridiplantae, Streptophyta, Magnoliopsida, Fabales, Fabaceae. The transcript has 9 exons. Bases 1468 to 2169 code for a protein of 233 amino acids. The record is from RefSeq and is a predicted model, not a curated record. Gene Ontology annotation, biological process: DNA replication; DNA replication initiation. Gene Ontology annotation, cellular component: nuclear origin of replication recognition complex. Gene Ontology annotation, molecular function: DNA binding.
CACGUGACACAAAUAUUAUUUUUAUCGAUGUAUAUUAAUUGUUAGAUUAUUAUUUUCUUAUUAAGACAAGGGAUCGACACACGGAUACUUAUAUUAGGGUAGUUAAAUGUUAAUGCAAUAAACGAUUGAAGCUUUGAAAAAUAUAGGAAAGAGGCUGAGAAUUGAAUUGACAUUUAGAGUUAUAUAUAUAUAUAUAUAUAUAUAUGAAUUCAUGGUUUUGAAUUGUUAGAAGAAGCCCAAUGAUUCAUGGUUCUGAAUUUGGUCAUUUCAAUUAUUUGGUUUCGCUAACCGAUAGUAUAUAUAUUUGGUUGGUCACAUCAAUUAGUUUCUUUCCUUUCUAGCCAACUUGCUUAGUUGCCCUUUCAACUUCAGCUUCUCUAUUUGCUCUCCCCUUCACCAAUUUCACUAAAUAACUUGAUAAAUAAAAUAAGAGACUCAAAUAACUUGACAGAGUGCUUCGUCACUCCCUACUACUCAUAUAUAUUAAUCUUUGUUUCAUUCUUAUCUUAAUUAUCAUUUUUUUUUCACUUUGCUAAUUUUUCUCAUUCAAUUCAUGUCAAUUUUGAGGCUGCGGAGGAGAUCUGAGAAUUCAAUUAAUUUUUCUUUGCUUUUAAAUUUUAUUCUUGCAAAUGUGUUAGUUAGCUUCAAAUUCAUUUUCAUCUUUUCUCUCUCUUGGAUUUUGCUUCCUUUUCCAGUUCCUUUUGUGAUUUUUUUUUAAUUUCUUUUGGAGUUUGAGCAUAAAAUAUUUAUAAAAGAAUUCAGAUGUGCAGGGUCAGAUUUGGGUGUCAUGAUUUGCUUUUGUGACAUUCACUUUGAUUCUUUUAUUCAUUUUUUUUUUUUGUGUGCAAAAUAAUCUAAAACUUACAAUUAUAAUGGGAGGGAGUAUAUAUAAGAUGCUUUUAAGAAAGUUGCUUGUGCCCUGCGAACCUCAUCGCUACUAAUGCCUACUAGUAAUAGUUAAUAAAAAACUAUAUUGGUCAUAGUUAAUGAAUACACAGAUACAUACAAAAUAUAAAUUCAAUUGGUUCUGGCAAUAGUGGUACGCUGUUUUGUUCCGUAUUUAUUUUUAUCAUAGAAGGAUAAUUAAGCAGUUUAAUAAUUAUGCAGAAUUAAGUUAGAUAUUUAUGAAUCACAUAAUUUUUAUUUUAUUUAUAUUAAAAUGAUAUGAUGUUAACACUUUGAAUAAUUAUUAUCUAUUCGUUGAUAUCUCACAUGACUAUAUAAAUAUAUUCAUUUUCAUCUAUUAUCAUUAAUCAAAAGUAUACGAGUUGUUAUUUUUAUUUUUUUGAUAAGUUUUCUUUGUAGCUCUUUGAUAAUGUUUUUUUUUGGAAGGUCAUCAGCUGAAAUCUGUUAUGGAACUGGGCAAAUUUCAGGUUUCUUUAGCUAGGACUAUGUCAAGGUUGGAGACUUGAUUGUCUUGACCGGGGCGAGGUUGCAAAAUCUAUCAUAUGCUUGGAAAUCGCCGCCAUGAGACUCAGCAUUCUCUUCGACCGAUCCUCUGCGGCGAGGCUGAGCGGAAUGUCCGAAAGAGCUUACAUCAGAUCCUACAAUUCACUCCACAACGGCCUUGGCGUCAAGAUGAAGUUAGAUGUGAGGGAAUUGGCGAUUCAGUUUGGUUGCGUUCGCAUUAUUACUCUAGUUCGCGACGGUCUUAAAUUAUAUAAGGAUCGGUUUGUUUCGUCGUUGCCGGCUUCUCGUCGUGCAAGCGCUGAUUUCACGCGUCCAGUGUUCACUGCUGUCGCUUUUUAUCUAUGUGCUAAGAAACACAAGCUUAAAGUGGACAAACUUAAGUUAAUUGAGCUCUGUGGUACAUCUGAAUCUGAGUUUUCUAGUGUUUCUGCUACUAUGAAGGAUUUGUGCCAUGAUGUUUUUGGGGUUGCGAAGGAAAAGAAGGAUCCUAAGCAAGUGCAGUCAAAUCGAGAUUUGCUUGAUGUUUUGCCAAGUAAAAGGAAAGCUGAGGAUGGUGGUUAUUCAUCCGAUGAUGGUCCAGAGCAGCUUUCAAGUUAUAAAAAAGCCAAGAAAAUGGAAAAACGUGAUUUUGAGAAAUGGAAAUCUUCUGUGCUUGCAUCCAAUGAACAAAACAAGAAAGCGCCUUGCAAGCGAACCAGACAGACUAGUCUCAACUUUCUCAACAAAGCUUCCGAUAAUCAAGAGUUGGAGGCAAUGUGAGAUGGUAUUGCUGUGUUUUAUGGUCAAAUAUGAUUUUGGUGGAAGUUCAGCUCAUUGGGAAAAAAGAAAGAAUGAAGAAAGAUGACAUCAACUGAUAUUGGUAUGGAAUAGAACUCAAUUUUGUUAAAAGUUGUCCUUUUUGGAAAUUUCCAAAGCAUUAGUUUACACCAA